CCUCGCGGCGCUCGCAGGUGCGGGACCCGCCAGCUCCCGCGGCAGGUGGCGCCGCCCGCGCCGCGCAGGGAGGGCGCCGGGCCCAGGAGCUUCAGUGAAAGGAGCUCUUCUGUCACUCGUCGCUUGCUCGCUCACUGGCUGGCUGUGGGAGGAGCCCGCCGGAGGAAGCCGUGUGCCUGGGAUGCCAAGAGCCGGAGAAUGGAUCUGCUUCCAGCGGGAGUGGGGGCAUUGCUGACGGUCCCGGCUUCCCGAGCCGGCUAAACAGGCGGUUUGUCUGGGCCAGCUGCAGACACCGGAGGCACAGGAGACGGAGACCCCGGCUGCCCGGAGAGACGGACAGGGGACGGAGGCUGGCAGGAACCUGAGGGAGCCAGCGCAAGGGGAACUAACUGCACACCCAAGUUGCCGUGGCUUUCCCUCCUGCGCUGAGGAAUGAGACCUUUCCAGCUCGACCUGCUCCUUGUGUGCUUCUUCCUCUUCAGCCAAGAGCUGGGCCUCCAGAAGAGAGGAUGCUGUCUGGUGCUGGGCUACAUGGCCAAGGACACGUUCCGGAGAAUGAGUGAAGGCCAAGUCUACUCCUUCAGCCAGCAGCCCCAGGACCAGGUGGUGGUGUCUGGACAGCCGGUGACACUGCUGUGUGCCAUCCCAGAAUACGAUGGCUUCGUUCUAUGGAUCAAAGACGGCUUGGCCCUGGGUGUGGGCAGGGACCUCUCAAGUUACCCGCAGUACCUGGUGGUUGGGAACCACCUGUCAGGGGAGCACCACCUGAAGAUCCUGCGUGCAGAGCUGCAGGACGACGCUGUGUACGAGUGCCAGGCCAUCCAGGCUGCCAUCCGCUCUCGCCCCGCGCGCCUCACGGUCCUGGUGCCGCCCGAUGACCCCAUCAUCCUGGGGGGGCCAGUGAUCAGCCUGCGGGCAGGGGACCCCCUCAACCUCACCUGCCAUGCAGACAACGCCAAGCCUGCGGCCUCCAUCAUCUGGCUGCGAAAGGGAGAAGUCAUCAACGGAGCCACCUACUCCAAGACACUGCUCCGGGAUGGCAAGCGAGAGAGCAUCGUCAGCACCCUCUUCCUUUCCCCCGGCGACGUGGAGAAUGGGCAAAGCAUCGUAUGCCGGGCGACCAACAAAGCCAUCCCUGGAGGGAAGGAGACCUCAGUCACCAUCGACAUCCAGCACCCCCCACUUGUCAACCUGUCAGUGGAACCGCAGCCAGUGCUAGAGGACAACGUCGUCACAUUCCACUGCUCUGCAAAGGCCAACCCAGCUGUCACCCAGUACAGGUGGGCCAAGCGGGGCCAGAUCAUCAGCGAGGCAUCUGGAGAAGUGUAUAGGACCACGGUGGACUACACAUACUUCUCAGAGCCUGUCUCCUGUGAGGUGACCAAUGCCCUGGGCAGCACCAACCUCAGCCGCACGGUUGACGUCUAUUUCGGGCCCCGGAUGACCACGGAGCCGCAAUCCCUGCUGGUGGACCUGGGCUCUGACGCUGUCUUCAGCUGCGCCUGGGUCGGCAACCCCUCCCUGACCAUCGUGUGGAUGAAGCGGGGCUCCGGAGUGGUCCUGAGCAACGAGAAGACCCUGACCCUUAAAUCCGUCCGCCAGGAGGAUGCCGGCAAGUACGUGUGCCGGGCUGUGGUGCCCCGCGUGGGAGCCGGGGAGCGAGAGGUGAUCCUGACUGUCAAUGGCCCCCCCAUCAUCUCCAGCACCCAGACCCAGCACGCCCUGCACGGCGAGAAAGGCCAGAUCAAGUGCUUCAUCCGGAGCACACCGCCGCCCGACCGCAUCGCCUGGUCCUGGAAGGAGAACGUGCUGGAGUCAGGGACAUCGGGGCGCUACACAGUGGAGACGAUCAGCACCGAGGAGGGCGUCAUCUCCACCCUGACCAUCAGCAACAUCGUGCGAGCCGACUUCCAGACCAUCUACAACUGCACCGCCUGGAACAGCUUUGGUUCUGACACGGAGAUCAUCCGGCUCAAGGAGCAAGGUUCGGAAAUGAAGUCGGGAGCCGGGCUGGAAGCAGAAGCCCUGGCUGCUGCCCUCCAGGUCAGCUGCCCCUGUGCUGGCCUCCCUCUGCUCCAGGCUGUCCCUGAUGCUCCGGCCUCCCAGCGUCAUCACCGGCUCGGCCCCACUUCCCGCCGUCCCGUGGAAGUGCCUCCCUACCCAGGCACCCAGCAGCAAGAGUCCGUGCCGAUGGCUGUCAUCAUCGGGGUGGCCGUAGGAGCUGGUGUGGCCUUCCUCGUCCUCAUGGCAACCAUCGUGGCCUUCUGCUGUGCCCGUUCCCAGAGAAGUACGGGAGGGAGACCCGGGAUCUCAGGGAGGGGGACAGAGAAAAAGGCCAGGCUUAGGCUGCCCCGGAGAGCAAAUCUCAAAGGUGUCGUGUCAGCCAAAAAUGAUAUCCGAGUGGAAAUCGUCCACAAGGAGCCUGCCUCUGGCCGGGAGGCUGAAGAGCGCCCUGCCAUCAAGCAGCUGAUGAUGGACCGGGGUGAAUUCCAACAAGACUCAGUACUGAAGCAGCUGGAAGUCCUCAAAGAAGAAGAAAAAGAGUUUCAGAACCUGAAGGACCCCACCAACGGCUACUACAGUGUCAACACCUUCAAAGAGCACCACUCCACCCCGACCAUCUCCCUCUCUGGCUGUCAGCCAGACCUGCGUCCUGCAGCCAAGCAGCGCGUGCCCACGGGCAUGUCCUUCACCAACAUCUACAGCACCCUGAGUGGCCAGGGCCGCCUCUACGACUACGGGCAGAGCUGUAACCAAGCACAAAUCCGGGUCCCAGCUGCAGUGCGCCAGAGGCAGGUGGAUGGGGACGCACAGAGGACGCAGCCGAGUUUGAGGGGCCUGGAGGUCAGGUCUUGAAGACGGCGAGAUGUACGUUCUUAGCUGACGGACACAAGGACAAUGAUCCUGUCUUCAGUAAGACUCCAUGAGCAAGAGAGAAAGUGUCCUGCACCUCACCCUCCUGUUCACCACCUGAGAAUAAAUGCUAGGGCUAUUACUCCAACAAGUCCAUUCUGCCCUUUUGUUCCUGCAGAGCCACAGGAAGAGCCUACGUGCUCAGGGUAUGCUUUGGGAACCCCAGGUGUUUGCCCUUCUUUGAUUCAGUUUUCCUAAACAAGGCAGGCAGUUGACAGCUCUGGUUGUGGUGGCAAUAACACCCACAGGCAGACUCCUCUCCUUUGUGGAUGGCCCAACCUAGAGGAUAUGCAAAAGAGGACUCACCAACCACCUGACUCACACCAAAUACAGCUCAGAGGCAAAGUGAUCAUACUGGACAUUGGCCAGGUCCUUCUAGACCUUUUCUGUCAGCAAUAUUCUGCAGGGAAAGUUCCCUUCACUAGAGGCUCAGAGGAGGAGUCCCUCUUGAAGGAGUCUAGACCACUAAGCAUCUAAUACUCUAACUUGAGACUCAGUGUUCUGAGAAUGGCUUUGCUGGGUGGCAGCUUGGUGUAGGCAUGGCAGACGGGUAGAUAAAUGGGCAAGUGAGAACACUAGUUCCAGGAUUCAAGUGGAACUUGGAAGAACCCAAACUGUCCCUCAGCUUGGAGUUUCCUCAUCAGUUGUAGACUUUUCUUCUCCAGUUUUUCCUGGUAGUACCUUACCCAUCAUGAAAACCUUUAUCACACACGUCUGUGCUUCUUUCUAGACACUGGUUCCUUGAGUGGGCCCAAGUCAGGUUGUAUACAUAGCCUUCAUAGCUCCUCCACUCAGAGGGAUUUUUUGCUUUGACCAUAUUUCUUAGUGCUUCAAAGUCCCCCAGUUCCCUGGAUAUCUUCCUUCACAGCCCCGAAGCCCAAGGGAGUAAACACUGAUCAGAAAUGUAGUUGUACAUCCUCAUCCCACAUCCUGCUCUCGGAACCACCUGGCCUGGCACAGGUGCCAGAAUGUCAGCCCCUGCCCUCUUUAGGUUAAUCGCAGCAAUGUUUCCCUCUUCCCAUAGAUGUUUUCCCUUUGCCAACAGGGAAAGAGGAUCAAAGACCAUAUGCAAAAUGCCUUGGCAUGCUAGAAUAAGAAAGAAGAUGACUUAAGAGGAUUUGUCCACUAAUUUCUCCUUGUCUUCCCCACCUUGGAGAGGGGACAGUCUACCUCUUAAUCCUCACCACAGCCUGCCUUGCUCCUUGUCCCUAUCUCUGUCCCCCCACCCACAGAGCUAAUAGGAUAAAGGUGCCCAUUCUUUCCUGGAACUCAAGGUUAUAACAGAACAACCAGAAGAAAAGGGAAGAAAUCUGCUCUCUUGUAGAACACAAUGAGCUUCCUCCUGUGCCCUGAGCACUCCCAGGGUAAGAAUAUGGACUAGCACAGAAGCUGAGCAGAGAGCGCCAGGACAGCUGGGCUAUACAGCGCCCAACCCUCUGGGCUCUCUCCAGUACACACAUACAGCAAAGAACCACUGAAGGGACAGGAGGCACAAGUGCAGUCUUUGUGAGAUAGAACAGCAUGGAGGGAAAAACCGAGGGGGAACUGGGGACUCUGGAACAUUGAGAAGGAGCCACACUGAGCUAUGUGCAUCUUUCAGCUGUCUCCAGCCCUAGUCCCUUCUCACAAAGGAGUAAGGAUGCAGAAAAGCUGGUAAAGGGAGCUCGUUUUUUUUUAAGAAAAAAAAAAGGCAGUGGGAAGCCCUGAAUUUCCCUUUAGGUGAUUGCACAUUAAAUAAAAUGAGUGCUGUACAUUAGUAAUCUUAUUUAAUCUUCACAAUUCUACAACGUAUCACCAUUUUACACAUGUGGGAAUUAGGCUUAAAGGCAGCACAAGACUUGCCCAAGAUCAAGACCUAACAAGUGGCAAACAUAAGAUUUAAAUGCACAUGAUUUCCACUACAAGACCCUAUAGUGCAAACUCAAGGCCACUCUCAUCCUAGAGUGUGGAUGGUCUGUGAGUGCCCACUCUGGGGCAGGCUGGGCAAGGAUGAGCCUCCACUCUGUUAGGAAGGGAGGACUGGCAUCCUGGGAAGACCACAGCUCAGCUCCCUGGGAGACAAAGCUAUGCUGUGCAUCCAAUCACCCCCACCCCUAGCAAGGCCAGGAUCCAAUUUUCUGAUAGCUUUAAACUUCAUUAUUGGCUCAGAGGCACUGGAUGGGAGCCCAGUUUCUAUUCUCAGGCCACUAUCAGUCUGCAAAGGCCAGGGUUAUUUCCACCACGUCUUCAACUUCCCUGCAAUAGGAAUUGUUCUCAUAUGAAGAGCUAAAAUGUCAUAUCAAAUCCGUUUCUGAUGAAGCCUAUUUAAACAAAUCCUCUUAAGCAAUAGGCCACGAAGCCGCCUUUACCUUUCCAGCACAGAAAGGACCCAGGAAACGAAAACAAUAUGAGGCAGUCCUUGGAGAUUUCUCAGAGCAGGAGA
Microcebus murinus (gray mouse lemur) is the source of this 5335-nucleotide messenger RNA. Lineage: Eukaryota; Metazoa; Chordata; Mammalia; Primates; Cheirogaleidae. The record is from RefSeq and is a predicted model, not a curated record.